Molecule: messenger RNA, 611 nt
Organism: Spodoptera littoralis (African cotton leafworm)
Lineage: Eukaryota; Metazoa; Arthropoda; Insecta; Lepidoptera; Noctuidae
Source: the annotation of a GenBank genome assembly
GAAUAGUCUUUACUAUUACAAGUGUCUAGCUGAGGCUGAGAACAUAUCGGUCCCGCUAUUUUCUUGUUUCCUUUGUUAAACAAGAUCCUCAGUGAAGCGAGAAAUCGCCGAGAGGUUGACUAAAAUCAACACUCGGUACUUCCUAUAAUAUCAACAUGGGCGACUCAGAAGCUGCAGUGAACCCCAAAGCGUAUCCUCUUGCGGAUACUGCUCUCACCGCCAAGAUCUUGAACUUGGUUCAGCAGGCAUCCAACUACAAGCAACUCCGCAAGGGUGCCAAUGAAGCUACGAAGACGUUGAAUCGUGGUUUAUCAGAGUUCAUCAUAAUGGCAGCUGAUGCUGAGCCAUUGGAAAUCGUGCUUCACAUUCCUAUCCUCUGUGAGGAUAAAAACGUACCUUAUGUAUUUGUUAGGUCUAAGCAAGCCUUGGGCAGAGCCUGCGGUGUCUCGCGGCCAAUCAUUGCGUGUUCAAUCACUAUCAAUGAAGGCUCGCAGCUAAAGCCACAGAUCCAAAGUAUUCAACAAGAAAUUGAAAGACUCUUAGUGUAAGUGAUGUAAAAGUGUUUUAUAAAAUUAUAUUUUAAUGUUGUGAGUGACAUGCAUACAAAAUAU